Messenger RNA from Danaus chrysippus (African queen), 1137 nucleotides. The record is from the annotation of a GenBank genome assembly. Lineage: Eukaryota; Metazoa; Arthropoda; Insecta; Lepidoptera; Nymphalidae.
AUGGCUGUGGUCUAUCUGAUUUUGGCGCUAUUCAUUCAGAAUACUUUAACGCACACACAAAAUGACGUGGAGGAAAAUCAAAUAGAAGCUCGGGAAAUACUUAAAACGAAACCGGAUAAUGACGAACCUAUACAGAACGACUUCAAAGCACCCAACGAUUGGAUGGACAUCUUCCUCGGAAACCAUUUCAACCCGACUUCAUCAGCAUCACUCAUGGCCCAAGCUACAUUCAACGACAAAUCUCCCGAAGAACAAUUAGAAGCCAUCAAAGAAAUGGCAAACCAGAUAACUAUGGUGCUCCAGAGUGAAAUGGCUAAUCUUCUAUCAUACGCUAUCAACUACAACGACAAAGAAGCAGACAAUAAAUUGAGGAAAAAGAGAUCGAUUGAAACACCAAUGGAUAGCACACACUUGGUCAUGAGACUCCUCAAACAUAUUAAAUCAAAUAACGAAUACCAGAACGUGGCCAUCGAAAAAAUGAUGACCGCCCAGGAAAUAGCUGAUAAAUACGGAAUAAACUUCAGUCCUGACACUGAAAUACUCUCAGAUCUAGCUGUAGCAGCCAAUGAACAAGCUAGAGAAAUGACAGACAUAUUACAGAACGCUUUGGAGUUGAAGAAUGUUACCAAAACUAUUUCUUCCCCAAAAAUAUCAUGUCCAAAUGACACGCAAAUCGAAACUAACAGAAAACGAGUUCAACCAAAUAUAAGCGAAUCAUCUGAACCAGAGGUAUGUUACUUCAAACCGGAUUAUAACAAUGAGUCUCCUAAUUAUAACUACUAUUACACACCGAUUGAAACCCAAAUACCAGCCCCAAAACAUUCUCAUGCCCCAGUCAGCCAACGACCCACUUUCUAUAAUUACAUUCCGUACCCCACCGAAGAAUACCUGCCCUACUGUUCAUUAGAACCUAUGACCGUUGUAUUACUAGAUGAACCAAUAUUGCCUGAACCCGAAAUGAUAGGAGAAGAAUAUGAGGAGACAGUCUCAUCUAAAGUGGUCAUCGAUGAAGAUCAACUAGGUAUAUCUACAGUGAACCACGUCAUGACUUACACGUUGUCCGAAAAAGCGCAUUUCAAAACACCCAAAAUCGAAGAACUACCACAGCAGAUGCAAUAUUACUUCCUACUAAUGUAA